Messenger RNA from Jaculus jaculus (lesser Egyptian jerboa), 748 nucleotides. RefSeq names its product small nuclear ribonucleoprotein D3 polypeptide (gene Snrpd3). The coding region runs from base 234 to 614 and encodes 126 amino acids. NCBI's taxonomy places the organism in Eukaryota, Metazoa, Chordata, Mammalia, Rodentia, Dipodidae. The transcript has 5 exons. Gene Ontology annotation, cellular component: precatalytic spliceosome; commitment complex; U4 snRNP. The record is from RefSeq and is a predicted model, not a curated record. Gene Ontology annotation, molecular function: RNA binding. Gene Ontology annotation, biological process: spliceosomal snRNP assembly; RNA processing.
GCCCCGCCAUUCCCUUUGCUUAACCUUCGCGGGCGCGGCGUUUGCGGCGGAACCGGAGAGGAGGAGGGAGUCCGCACAGUUUGCGACGCCGGUCCUCCCGUGCUUCUCGUCGCCGCUGCAGAGGCCGUGAUGGGGGAUGCGCUGCUUUGAAAGUGUACGAACGGUGCUAGCUGCUCAUUGGGGUCCUUGCCUGUAACCCUGCAGCGACUCCCCCACGAACUUGUCCCGCCAAGAUGUCUAUUGGAGUGCCAAUUAAAGUCCUGCACGAGGCUGAGGGCCACAUAGUGACGUGUGAGACGAACACUGGUGAGGUAUACCGGGGGAAGCUCAUUGAAGCGGAGGACAACAUGAACUGCCAGAUGUCCAACAUCACAGUCACGUACAGAGACGGCCGAGUGGCACAGCUGGAGCAAGUGUACAUCCGAGGAAGCAAGAUCCGCUUUCUGAUUUUACCUGACAUGUUGAAAAACGCGCCCAUGUUAAAGAGCAUGAAAAAUAAAAACCAAGGCUCGGGGGCUGGCCGUGGAAAAGCUGCUAUCCUGAAGGCCCAAGUGGCCGCCAGAGGAAGAGGACGUGGAAUGGGGCGUGGAAACAUCUUCCAGAAAAGGAGAUAAUUUUCCCUCCUCCUUUUAGAUGAUCUUAGUUUGUUGGGGGUGGGUGGGUAACUGUGUGUCCUAGAUUUUUUUUUUUUUUGCCAUUUCUCAAAGAAACUGUUAAUCUAAAUAAAUCUUUUUGGUGUUUUUUUUUU